Cylicostephanus goldi is the source of this 921-nucleotide messenger RNA. The record is from the annotation of a GenBank genome assembly. Lineage: Eukaryota; Metazoa; Nematoda; Chromadorea; Rhabditida; Strongylidae.
GAAAGCAGAAGGCCCAUUCAUCCAGUGCUCGGUGCUGACGGCAAACCUUUGCCGACAGAUGAAACCGGACAUCCACUGGGCAAGGAUGGAAGACCAAUCCCAACUGAUGCGAGCGGGACCCCGGUUGACUCAAAUGGACGACCCUUGCCUACGGAUAGCAGUGGACAUUACACAGUUUCAGGGGAAGAAGCUGGGGGAUUGCCUACCGAUGAAAGUGGUAACGUCAUCUACCCUGUGAUAGGACCUGAUGGAUCUCCCUUACCAACUGAUUCUUCUGGAAAUUAUGUCACUGAAAGAGGAAGUAUUAUUCCGAAAGACGAACAAGGAAGACCUCUAGGGCCUAAUGGGCAGGUGUUACCAACGGAUAGCUCCGGAAGUUACAUAUAUCCUGCACUAGGUCCCGAUGGGAAACCAUUGCCGACUGAUGAGUUCGGCUUUCCACUCCCAGAGGGCACAGAUGCUGAGUUGCUCCUCAAAUCCAAACAGUGUGCUGCUGGCGAACCCAGAACAGAGACAUUGCUCUUUAUUGUUGAGAGUUCCCAUAAAAGCUCCCUAUAUUUGGAGCCAAUCAAGAAACUGCUUAAGGCUUUUGUAAGCUCAAUACCAGAUAGCAGCAUGCCUAAGAUUGGCAAGAUAAUCUAUGCUGCCACGACGGAGGUCACGAUAGAUAUAGGACACUAUGCUGACAAGGAGGAACUCAUCAACUCCUUCGACGAAAUCAGAGAAAUCGGAGGUUCUCCAGACGCCAAUCUUGCUUUGAAGAUUGCGUUACAGCAUCUCCUUGAAGAAGAAAGAGGAACUACGGUGGUCCUUCACUUGCACGUAACACCUUUAAGACAGCUCGCUGGCGGAGGGUAUGCGAAGCAAGAACGUAAAGCUGGUGCAUCUCAACGAAGAGAUGUGGUCAAAACAGGAUCCUGA